Messenger RNA from Daktulosphaira vitifoliae (grape phylloxera), 1046 nucleotides. Its product is annotated as zinc finger MYM-type protein 1-like. Lineage: Eukaryota; Metazoa; Arthropoda; Insecta; Hemiptera; Phylloxeridae. The transcript has 2 exons. The annotation marks the transcript as partial. The record is from RefSeq and is a predicted model, not a curated record.
UUCUUCAAAGUCGUGACUCCAUCAAAGAAAACAGAUGAGAAUCAAUCUUCAGAUUUAGAGCAGAUCGAGGAUAGAUCAAAUGAUGCUAAUAAUGAAGUCUUGGAAGUAAACAAUGUAAAUGAUGAAACUGAAGCAGCAAAAGGAAAAGAAAAAGAAGUUCAGGAAUUUACAUUUGGUGGUGAAAUAAGUACUUUCAAAGAAAAGUUUCUUCUCUCAAACGAUGCAGCGACUUGGCCGGUGCCAAUGCCAGACGACAUUCGACUAGAAAUAAUACAGAUCGGUAGUUCGACAUUUCAAAACAAGGAUGGACCAUUUUUGCCAAUAGAAAGAGUCGGAGAAUCAACUAAAGGAACAAAUAGGAGCUUGACGUCUUCAUGGUUUUAUGCAAGUUUACCGGAUGGAACCAAAUUUUUGAGAAAAUGGAUGGUUUUUUCAUUAUCAACAAAUAAGUUGUAUUGUUUCUGCUGUCGAAUCUUUGCAACGGACGAUGAUCUAGAAAAAAAAUUUGUUUCUGGUUUUGAUCGGUGGUGGAAAUUGAAUCCGAAAGUUACGCAACAUGAGUCGUCCAACGAACACUUGUCAAAUUUCGAGAAAUGGAAAACCUUGACAGUCAGGCUUCAUAGCGGAAAAACUAUUGAUCAUAGCACUGAAAAAGUCAUCAAUUCUGAAACUAAAAAAUGGCGUGAUAUUCUGCACAGACUAUUGGACAUCACGCUUUUUUUGGCAAAACAAAACCUUUCGUUCCGGGGCCACAGAGAAGAUUUUGAAUCGGAAAAUCGUGGAAACUUUUUGGAGUUAAUCAAGCUAAUGGCUCGCUAUGAUCCUGUUUUGAGAGAACAUUGGACGAAUUUAGAAAAAUCAGCAGGCGGACCCAAAAGACUGCCAUCUUAUUUAUCUAAGGGUAUUCAGAAUGAGUUCAUAAACAUCUUAGGCGACCACGUUCUGGAAAAUAUUAUUGUUGAUGUGAAAAAGGCAAAAUAUUACGGCAUGUUAUUUGAUAGCACACCAGAUAGUAGUCAUGUCGACCAAAUGAGCAAAAUAAUAAG